AAACAAAAACAAGAGCUUAAGAACAAGAGGAAGAGAUAUUCAUGGAGGGAACAUCACAGAGAUAAAGACUGCCAUUUGUAACUUUUGCUUCUCAACUUUGCUUCAUUUUUUUUUCUUUUUUUUUCUGUUCCUUUGAAUCUUUCAUCUCCUCUUCUUCUUGUUCUUCAAUCGACGGGAAGAUUCAAAGCAGCAGCAAGAACACACCCAAAAGUUGCAGGUUAUUCUGUUUGCAAUUAUUAUAUUCUUCCUCUAAUCCGAACUGUUUCUUUCUUGUGUUGGAUCGGAUCUGAAAGUGCUUCAGAAACUCGGAAAAAAGAGCAAGGAACUCGCAAAGUUGCUUCGCUUUUCCUCUAUUUGGUUGCGUUUUUAGGACAGAUAGAUAUUCAUUUGGCGUUUGCAAGAACGACAUUAAUAAGUUGAAGAUUUUGUAAUCAAUGGCUUUAGAAAUUACCACAAUGGUUGCGAUCAAUUGCUGCAUCCCAUUCACCACACCCUAAGAUCUAGCCUGGGAGUGCUUGAGCCGAGCUGCUGAUGGAGUCACUCGUUGAUGGUAUGAGUUCUUUACUUAAAACUCAGAACCCGACAUCUACAGUGAGGAUUCUCGAUUCGUCGUGCCACCUUUCUGCUAAACAAUCAAGGGAUGAAGCCAGUUCUUCGACAUCCUACGUUACAUCUCAGAAUUGUGCCAAGAAACCUGUUCGUCAUCCAAAUGGUUCUUCUGUAAGUAUUAAAAAACAACCCGAUUCGCAGCUUGAAGGUUCAACGGAUGUGAAAAAACAUACACAUGUUUCCAAUAAGGGGAAAUCUGAGCUUGUAAACCCGACGGAUGUUUCGUAUAAAUCAACUGAAACUUCUUUUCAGAAGAAGGUUCCUUUGGAGGGAGGUGGAGCAAAACCUCUUGUGAAGCAUGGUAUUGAAGAUUCUAAGGAUUGUUGUUCAAGUGGUUUGGAACAAUCUGGAAAUCGAGUAUUAAACGCAUCGAAAGGAGAUUCCACAAAAACAAAUGAUCAACAAAAGUCUCAGCCAGAUGAAAUUUCUUGUCCAAGUCCUCAGAACAGCUUAUAUUCCACGACGUUAUAUGCCGAGGCCAAACAAAGUUUCUCAAACACAGAAGUCAGUGAAUGUGCAAGCAGUAUUAAAAAGUCUUGUGAAAGCAUUGACAUCACAAGUUCCUACGAUCUCGACAAAAGCAGGAAAACAAGUGUUUACCGAGGCAGCACCGGCAGUGAUAUCAGUGAUGAGAGCAACUCGAGUAGUUUAAGCAAUGUCAUGUAUAAGCCCCAUAAGGCAAAUGAUACAAGAUGGGAAGCAAUGCAAGUUGUGAGGUCUCAUGAUGGGAUGUUAGGACUGAAUCAUUUCAGGUUGCUGCGGAGACUGGGAUGUGGCGAUAUCGGUAGUGUCUAUCUUUCGGAGUUAACCGGUACCAAAACUUAUUUUGCAAUGAAGGUUAUGGAUAAAGCUGCUUUGGCAAGUAGGAAGAAGCUUCUGAGGGCUCAGACCGAGCGCGAGAUAUUGCAAUCUCUGGAUCAUCCUUUCCUUCCUACUUUGUAUACACACUUCGAGACAGAGAAGUUCUCUUGCUUGGUAAUGGAGUUUUGCCCAGGAGGCGACUUGCACGCGCUUAGGCAGAGGCAACCCGGAAAAUUCUUCCCGGAGCAUGCUGCAAGAUUCUAUGUGGCUGAAGUUCUUCUUGCAUUGGAGUAUCUGCACAUGCUUGGGAUAAUCUAUAGGGACCUAAAACCUGAAAAUGUGUUGGUUAGAGAUGAUGGGCACAUAAUGCUAUCUGAUUUUGACCUGUCUCUUAGAUGCGCGGUUUCCCCGACCCUUGUUAAGUCAUCAAACACGGGUUUAGAAUCUAAAAGCUUGGGCUACUGUGCUCAGCCUGCUUGCAUUGAGCCGACUUGCAUAAUGCAGCCAGAUUGUAUCCAGCCAGCAUGUUUUACGCCUCGCUUCUUAAGCAGGCACAGGAAAGAAAAAAAGUCGAAACCAAAGAGUGAAGUAUAUCAUCAAGUGAGCCCUCUACCAGAGCUCAUUGCUGAGCCCACAAGUGCGAGAUCGAUGUCCUUUGUCGGUACACAUGAGUACCUCGCACCUGAAAUCAUAAAAGGUGAGGGUCAUGGCAGUGCUGUGGAUUGGUGGACUUUCGGGAUCUUUCUCUACGAGCUUUUGUUCGGUAGAACGCCAUUCAAGGGAGCUGGGAACCGAGCUACUUUGUUUAAUGUGGUUGGUCAGCCAUUGAGAUUUCCAGAGUCUCCUUCUGUGAGCUUUGCAGCAAGGGACUUGAUCAGAGGCUUGCUCGUAAAAGAACCACAGCACCGUCUCGCUUAUAGGCGUGGUGCUACCGAGAUCAAACAACAUCCGUUCUUCCAGAGCGUGAAUUGGGCACUCAUCCGCUGUGCCAAUCCUCCAGAAGUGCCAAGAGUAGAUGCCAUUGAUUUCUCUUCAAGAAUGGAGACACCACACGCACCAGCAGGCGAAAAAACGUCGGGAGUCGAUGUGAAGCCUUCAGGUAAUUAUUUAGAGAUCGACUUCUUUUGAAUCUUAUUGUCGUUUUUUCUUUUUCGGGUCUUUCAACCAAUCUCCCUUCUCCCUCAAUGCUUCGUUUUCCCAUUGCAAUGGGGAUUACAGAAGUGUCCUGCUAUGGUUUCAUUAUUUUUAACUCGCCUAGUAACUGUGUACUGUGCUGUGUCUGCUGCUGCAUAAUAAACCUGUCUGAGAAAAUGUGCACAAGAUUCAUCAAAAUUGGGGAAUGGAAUUGUUGGAUUUCCUAAA
Cucurbita moschata (crookneck pumpkin) is the source of this 2772-nucleotide messenger RNA. RefSeq names its product protein kinase PVPK-1-like. Gene Ontology annotation, molecular function: ATP binding; protein serine/threonine kinase activity. Gene Ontology annotation, biological process: protein phosphorylation. The record is from RefSeq and is a predicted model, not a curated record. NCBI's taxonomy places the organism in Eukaryota, Viridiplantae, Streptophyta, Magnoliopsida, Cucurbitales, Cucurbitaceae. Bases 532 to 2538 code for a protein of 668 amino acids. The transcript is spliced from 3 exons. Gene Ontology annotation, cellular component: cytoplasm; nucleus; plasma membrane.